AAAUGGAUACUGAAAGGAUCAAUAACCUGUGACAGAAACAGUGCAGAGAAGUGGAAGGUGGAGAAAUAGAAGAAACACAGACAUGGCACUUGUAACAACGUCAUCUUCAGGAGUUAACGAUGGUCCUCUCUUUGCAGAGGUUGACAUGGGUUCCGAUUUCAACGCCCCCACUGUCCGAGCCACUGUUGUUCAAGCCUCCACCAUUUUCUACGACACUCCCGCCACCUUAGAUAAGGCUGAGAGGUUGCUUGCUGAAGCUGCUGGAUAUGGAUCACAACUUGUUGUGUUUCCAGAAGCGUUUGUUGGUGGAUACCCACGUGGUUCGAACUUUGGUGUUUCGAUUGGGAACCGAACUCCAAAGGGUAGAGAGGAUUUCCGUAAGUAUCACUCUGCAGCCAUUGAUGUUCCUGGUCCUGAAGUGGAUAGAUUGGCAGCAAUGGCAGGAAAGUACAAAGUGUAUUUAGUGAUGGGUGUGAUUGAGAGGGAUGGCUACACGCUUUAUUGUACCGUUCUCUUCUUUGAUUCUCAUGGUCGUUACCUAGGAAAGCAUAGGAAAAUCAUGCCAACAGCACUAGAGAGGAUUAUAUGGGGAUUUGGCGAUGGAUCAACUAUUCCGGUCUUUGAAACUCCCAUUGGGAAAAUUGGUGCUGCCAUUUGUUGGGAAAACAGGAUGCCAUUGUUAAGGACAGCUAUGUAUGCGAAAGGUGUGGAAAUAUAUUGUGCACCUACAGCUGAUGCCAGGGAUGUGUGGCAAGCUUCAAUGACCCAUAUUGCUCUUGAAGGUGGAUGUUUUGUUUUGUCAGCAAACCAGUUCUGUAGAAGAAAGGAUUACCCACCCGCUCCUGAGUAUGAAUUUUGCGGCACGGAAGAAGAACUAACACCAGAUGCUGUUGUAUGUGCUGGGGGCAGUGUCAUUAUAUCACCCUCAGGGGCUGUUCUGGCUGGUCCAAAUUAUGACGGGGAGGCACUCAUCUCAGCAGAUCUUGAUCUUGGAGAGAUAGCAAGGUCCAAGUUUGAUUUUGAUGUGGUUGGACACUAUUCAAGGCCUGAAGUGCUUAGCUUGGUUGUCAAGGAUCAUCCAACAAACCCAGUUACUUUCACAUCGACAACAGAAACCGAAGAAAAAACCAAGAUCAAGUAAUUUCAUUUUCAAAGUCACUAGGAUGGGUCUAGUGAUGAGGGAUUGAUGUAGUAUUCAUGUAGUUAAUAUGUUCAAUUUCAUUGCUGUGGUGUAACCAAAAAAAAAGAGAGAGCUUCAUUUUCUUCGUUUCAUGAUCAGUAACAGUAACUUUCUGAACCUUUACUUAUGGACUUGUCUUUGCAGUUGUAACCAUUUCUUUCAUGGUUGUAUAUGAAGAGUUGUAUCUUUGAUUUCAA
Molecule: messenger RNA, 1377 nt
Organism: Arachis stenosperma
Lineage: Eukaryota; Viridiplantae; Streptophyta; Magnoliopsida; Fabales; Fabaceae
Product: bifunctional nitrilase/nitrile hydratase NIT4A
Exons: 5
Coding region: 83-1141 (352 amino acids)
Biological process (GO): detoxification of nitrogen compound
Molecular function (GO): nitrile hydratase activity; nitrilase activity
Source: RefSeq, a predicted model, not a curated record